Messenger RNA from Dovyalis caffra, 1344 nucleotides. Lineage: Eukaryota; Viridiplantae; Streptophyta; Magnoliopsida; Malpighiales; Salicaceae. The record is from the annotation of a GenBank genome assembly.
AUGAAAGAUCUAGAGGAUUUUCUAUGGGGUUUCUCUAUUAUUUCUCUUGCUCUAUACUUUCUUCGAAGACUAAGAAAGGCCAUUUCUAUGGCUUCGUUAAGCCUUACUUCUCCUCGAUCUCCUUCUUUGCCUUCUCCUCCUCCUCCUCUCUCAUGGGUUAACCAGUUUUUUCUUGAAAAAAGAAAAGCCCCUUUAAUGAAAGACGAUUCAGAAACAACAGUUCUUUUGCACGAUCAAGAAGGUAGCAUUUCACAAGAGAGUCAAAGGCGUGACAUGAAAAGAAAAGGUUCGCAUUAUGAAGAGAAAAUCAUGCAAGAAACUAUGGCUUAUGAAGCAUAUCAAAAGGGUUUGCAUGACAAGAGCUCCCAAAAGAAUUCUGAUGUUUUGAUAAAGAAAUUAGGGCCUGAUUCUUUGAGAAUAGUAAAGGUUAGUGAAGGAGAUCAUAAUAAGGGUGCUACCAAGCUGAAGAAGAGGCCUGGAAAGCUGGUUUUGCCAGAAUAUUGUCCAAAAGUGGAAUUUGCUCUAGUAGAUAGGAAGUUGGAGAAUAAAGAGUUUCAGGUUCAAGGCAGAGAUUUCUUUCUGGCUAGUAAGAAAGGAAGGAGAGAGGUCAUGGAAGAUGGGUAUGGCAUCAUGAUGGAUAUUUUGGGAGAUGCAAAGCAGGCAUUUUUUGCUGUGAUAGAUGGACAUGGAGGCCGUGCCGCGGCUGACUAUGUUGCUGAAAAUUUAGGAAAGAACAUUGUGAAAGGCCUUCAAAAUGUUGGGUGCAAGGAAGAUGGUCAGUUAGAGCAGGCUAUUCGAGGAGGCUACUUGGUCACAGACAGGGAGUUUCUUAGCCAGGGUGUUAGCAGUGGAGCUUGUGCAGCUAGUGUGUUGCUGAAAGAUGGAGAAUUACAUGUUGCAAAUGUAGGUGACUGUAGAGUAGUUUUAAGUAGGAAUGGGGUAGCUGAUGUCUUAACAAUGGAUCAUAGAGUUAGCAGAGAAGAUGAGCGCCUUCGCAUUGAGAAUUCUGGUGGAUUUCUACAUUGCCGCAAUGGAAUUUGGAGAGUUCAUGGGUGCCUUGCUGUUUCUAGAGCAAUUGGAGACCAGCAUUUGAAAGAAUGGGUCAUUUCUGAACCUGAGAUUAAAAAGGUUCCAUUAACUUCAGACUGCCAGUUCUUGAUAAUGGCAUCUGACGGGCUAUGGGAUAAGGUAAAUGAGCAAGAGGCAGUAGAUGUAAUUUUAAGAGACAAGAAUUCAGUAGAGUCGUGCAAAAAGCUUGUAGAUAUAUCUUUCAGCAGAGGUAAUAUGGAUGAUAUAACUGUUAUGGCGAUAAACCUUCAAAAUUUUGUGACAAAUGGUUGCUAG